Messenger RNA from Closterium sp. NIES-65, 855 nucleotides. The record is from the annotation of a GenBank genome assembly. Lineage: Eukaryota; Viridiplantae; Streptophyta; Zygnematophyceae; Desmidiales; Closteriaceae.
AUGGCUACCCCCAGUGUCCUUACCUUUGAUGCUGAGGGUCGUGCUGUUGACUUUGAGGUCUGCGUCGAUGACCUCCAGCUGUUCCUACAGUGCGAUAGGGCAGACGGACUCUCCCUGUUCGAUCUCACCUCUGGUGCCUCUCCUGCCCCGCCUUCUACUGCUGACAACAUUGUUCGCUCACAGUGGGCCACACGCGAUGCUGCUGCCCGCCUUGCUGUGCGUCGCCACUUACCGACCACUGAGCGUGCGCACUUUAGCCAGUACAAGAGUGCUAAGACCUUGGACCAUUUCCUCUCAGUUUGCCCCACCGCACUCAACGUUGACCUCCUCGAGGAGCGGCUCCUAGCAGCAGAGAAGAGCAUAGUCGCUGUAGGAGCCUCUCGUGGUGACCCUCGCACCCCCGUCUUUGAGGGGUGUCCCCCCUCCCCCCUCUUGCCCUCUGUUGCUUCUGCUGCUGCGGCCGACCUCGUUGGUUUCGAGUCGGUUGGCGCUGCGUCUGCCCCUAGCGGGGGACGCCGCACCGGCAAGGGCAAGGGGGGCAAGGGCGUUGGAGGGGCUGGCGGGGGCGGUGGAGGUGGUGGUGGAGGCAAUGGAGGGGGUGGGGGUGGUGGUGGGAGUGGUGGCGGGGGUGGAGGUGUCGGUGGCAGCAGUGGAGGCGGAGGAGGCGGCGGCGGUGGCGAAGGGAGCGGAGGCGGCGGAGGUGGCGGAGGCGGCGGAGGUGGCGGAGGCGGCGGAGGUGGCGGAGGCGGCGGCGGCAGCGGUGGAGUUGGUUGCGGCUCUACGCAGAGGAGUGGGUCCGGUGGUGGUCCGCGCCAACAGCAGCAGCGCAGUCGUGAGACCCUGUCCCCUCAGUAG